This is a messenger RNA of Trichechus manatus latirostris (Florida manatee), 3543 nucleotides long. It is a transcript of the gene AMER1, whose product is annotated as APC membrane recruitment protein 1. The coding region runs from base 68 to 3520 and encodes 1150 amino acids. Lineage: Eukaryota; Metazoa; Chordata; Mammalia; Sirenia; Trichechidae. Gene Ontology annotation, molecular function: beta-catenin binding; phosphatidylinositol-4,5-bisphosphate binding. Gene Ontology annotation, cellular component: plasma membrane. Gene Ontology annotation, biological process: regulation of canonical Wnt signaling pathway. The record is from RefSeq and is a predicted model, not a curated record. The transcript has a single exon.
AUGUUAUAACAGUGCCAGGAAGCCUGAGGCUGCAUUUCCAGAAAGUACCUGAGUUGUCCCCAUCACCAUGGAGACCCGACAGGAUGAAGCUGCUCAGUACAAGGGGGCGGCAGCCUUUGGGGACACCCAGACCCAAGGGACAGCAAAAGGAGCCAAGAACAAGGCAGCUGAGGCAAAGGAAGGGCCAGUGUCAGAGCCGCCCUCAUCCGGCCCAGGUAGGCUGAAGAAAACUGCCAUGAAACUCUUUGGUGGCAAGAAAGGCAUCUGUACCCUGCCUAGUUUUUUGGGGGGGGGACGAAGCAAAGGUUCUGGGAAAGGCAGCUCCAAGAAGGGUCUCAGCAAGAGCAAAACCCAUGAUGGCUUGAGUGAGGCAGUCUGUGGCCCUGAAGAUGUUGCCAGUGAGGGAACUGACCUCACCCUACCUUUGCUUGAGUCACCCUGCAAAUUUCCCAGCUCCCAGAGUGCCCAUGGGGCUUUGGAGACAGGCUCCAGGCACAAGAUGUCUGUGCCUGGAGCCACAGAGAAGGCUGAGGCUGAGAAGGUUCCCCCUGUGCUCAAACCAAAGAAAGGCUUGAAAGGCUUUUUCAGCAGUAUCCGCCGUCAACGGAAGGGCAAAGUCACUGGAACUGAGCAAAGUGAACCAGGGGUCAAGAUUUCUGAGGGGGCCAGAGCGAGGCCUCAUAAGCAUGUGAGCUCAGACUCUCUGCUCCACUCUGAGGAGACCCUCCAAUCCUCAAGCAAGGAAGAUGCCAAAUCCCAGGAUGCCUCUGGGUCAAAAGUUUCUCCAACACCAGAGCCUUCUCCACCAGCUACUGAGAAGACAGCCUGUAAAGAUCCAGAAAAACCCACAGAGGUCUGUACUUCAGCACUACUGCAGCUCAAGCCUGUCCCUGAAGCCAGUGGCCCUGAGGAGCCCCACAGUCCAGAAAAAGAGGACAAGGUGGUGGCAGGAGAGGUAAAUCUACCCAGUGGCCCUGUGGGAGAUCAGUUGAGCCUCUUGUUUGGGGAUGUCACAUCCCUGAAAAGCUUUGACUCACUGACAGGUUGUGGGGACAUCAUAGCUGAGCAAGACAUGGACAGCAUGACAGACAGCAUGGCCUCUGGGGGCCAGAGGGCCAACCGAGAUGGGACCAAGCGAAGUUCCUGCCUGGUGACUUAUCAAGGAGGUGGAGAGGAGAUGGCCUUGCCAGAUGAUGAUGAUGAGGAUGAAGAAGAAGAAGUGGAGUUAGAGGAAGAAGAAGAAGAGGUAAAGGAGGAAGAGGAAGAUGAUGACUUAGAAUAUCUGUGGGCAAGUGCCCAGAUGUACCUAAGGCCCAACCUGAACCUGAUCUACCAUCCCACCACAUCCCCUGGCCACCACAGCUACAUGCUCCUUGAUCCAGUUAGGUCUUAUCCUGGCCUACCCUCUGGGGACCUUUUGACUCCUCAGAGUGACCAGCAAGAGUCUGCCCCCAAUAGUGAUGAAGGUUAUUAUGACUCUACCACACCCGGAUUUGAGGAUGAUUCAGGUGAGGCCCUGGGGGUUGUCCGCAGGGAUUGCCUGCCCCGAGACAGCUACAGCGGAGAUGCCCUUUAUGAGUUUUAUGAACUAGAUGACAGUCAUGAGAAUUCCCCACCUGGAGAUGACUGUCUUUAUGACCUCCAUGGUCGCAGCUCUGAAAUGUUUGACCCCUUCUUAGACUUUGAGCACUUCUCUUCCUCCCAGCCACCUGGGGCAAUGGAGACAGAAGAAGAACGGCUAGUGACCAUCCAGAAACAGUUGUUGUAUUGGGAGCUUCGGCGGGAGCAGCUUGAGGCCCAAGAGGCCCAGGAGGCACAUGCUCGAGAAGCUCGUGUCAGAGAGGCCCACACUAGGGAGGCAUAUGCCCAAGAAGCUCAUACCUGGGAAGCUCAUGCCAGAGAGGCCCUAACCCGAGAGGCCUAUGCUAGGGAGGCCCAGGCCCAUGAGGCCCAUGCCAGAGAGGCUCGUUCCCGAGAAGCCCAUGCCAAGGAGGCCUGUGCCCGAGAGGCCCGUGCUCGAGAGGCCCAAGCCCGAGAGGUCCAGGCCUGGCAAGAGAAGCCCAUCAUGGAAUAUCAGAUGAGGCCCUUAGGCCCAUCAGUGAUGGGCCUGGUGGCAGGGGCAUCAGGGGUCUCUCAGACUUCCCACCAUGGAACCACCUCAGCUUUCCCUGCCACUGCAAGCAGCGAGCCAGACUGGAGGGACUUCCGUCCUCUGGAGAAGCGUUUUGAAGGAACCUGCUCCAAGAAAGAUCAAAGUACGUGUCUGAUGCAGCUCUUCCAGAGUGAUGCUAUGUUUGAGCCAGACAUGCAAGAAGCAAAUUUUAGAGGGUCCCCCAGGAGGGCCUACCCUACUUACUCACCCCCUGAGGAGCCAGAGGAAGAGGAGGUUGAGAAGGGAGGGAAUGCCACUGUGAGUUUCUCACAGGCCCUGGUGGAGUUCACCAGCAAUGGGAACCUCUUCUCCAGCAUGUCCUGCAGCUCUGAUUCUGACUCAUCCUUCACUCAAAACCUCCCAGAGCUUCCUCCCAUGGUGACCUUUGACAUCGCUGAUGUGGAACGGGAUGGGGAAGGUGAGUGUGAAGAGAAUCCUGAGUUCCACAAUGAAGACCUUGCAGCCUCUUUGGAAGCUUUUGCAAUGGGCUACUACCACAAACAUGCCUUCAACAACUAUCGCAGCCGAUUCUACCAAGGCCUACCCUGGGGUGUGAGCAGCCUCCCUCGAUACUUGGGACUGCCGGGCAUGCACCCUCGGCCUCCACCCGCUGCCAUGGCUCUGAACAGGAGGAGCCGCUCCCUCGACACUGCGGAGAUCCUGGAGCUGGAGCUUUCCAAUUCCCACCUGGCUCAUGGCUACAUGGAGUCUGAUGAGCUUCAGGCCCAGCAAGAAGAUUCUGAUGAAGAAGAUGAGGAGGAGGAAGGAGAAUGGGACCGAGACAGUCCCCUGUCUCUCUAUACUGAGCCCCCAAGAGCCUAUGACUGGCCUACCUGGGCCCCUUGUCCUCUCUCGGUGGAGCCAGGCUCUGCCUGGAUAAACCCCAGCCAGCUGGAUGGGCCUUCCAACCAGUCUCCAUAUGGGCGGGCAGCCUGUUGUGUACCUCCUGUGGCCAUGUCAAUGUCUCUGCCAAUACCAGGGCCAGAGCCAAGGGCACCCCGGGAAUCCGGGCCUCAGUUAGCUCGUCCUUCACACCUACCCCUGCCUAUGGGCCCUUGCUGUAACCCCCAGCCACAGACCUCUCAGAAUGAGAGCGUCAGGUCUUCAGAUGUGCUGCUGCCUGUGGAUGAACCCAGUUGCUCCUCUAGUUCUGGAGGCUUCAUCUCUAGCACUCUGCCCCAAGCCAAGCCUGUGGGCAUCACCCAUGGCAUCCCUCAGCUGCCAAAGAUCCUGCCUGAGCCCCCACAGCGUCAGACCAUUCUCUAUGGGGCUUCUAGCCUUGACCUGUCAAAGGAGAGGGCCGAGCAGUGCUCCUUCCUCUCCACCAGCUACUCCUCCACUGUCUUGAAUGGAAACCUAGCAGAGUAGUCAUCAUCAAUUCCAGAGCAGGG